Molecule: messenger RNA, 3297 nt
Organism: Nerophis lumbriciformis (worm pipefish)
Lineage: Eukaryota; Metazoa; Chordata; Actinopteri; Syngnathiformes; Syngnathidae
Source: RefSeq, a predicted model, not a curated record
AUGGCGGAGUUGGAGGAGGACGGGGCCAGCCUGCUGGAUCACGCGGCGGCCGAGGUGGGCGUGCAGGCGGCGGGGAAGACGCCCGGUGAGGGCUCGGUGUCUAACGGGGGCUGUGGCAUGUGCGAAGACAACAUGGUCGGUCAAGACAACGCCACCUCCGUGGAGCCCGACAAUAAGGCGGACAUGCCCCGCAGGAGCAGCAUCAUCAAGGAUUCCUCGAGACAACGGAAGGAGAGGAAGAAGACUGUGUCGUUCAGCAGUAUGCCCACCGAGAAGAAGAUGAACAGUGCCAGCGACUGCAUCACUGCCAUGGUGGACGGGUCUGAGCUGAAGAAGGUGCGCUCCAACUCGCGGAUCUACCACCGCUACUUCCUGCUGGACGCCGACAUGCAGUCCCUGCGGUGGGAGCCCACCAAGAAGGAGUCGGACAAGGCUAAAAUCGACGUCAAGUCCAUCAAGGAGGUUCGCACGGGGAAGAACACGGACACUUUUCGAACUAACGGAACCUACGAUCAGAUCUCUGAGGACUGCGCUUUCUCGAUUAUCUUUGGCGAGAACUACGAGUCCUUGGACUUGGUGGCCAACACUGCAGACGUAGCUAACACCUGGAUUACGGGCCUGAGGUACCUGAUCUCCUACGGGAAACAUACACUGAACAUGAUCGAGAGCAGUCAGAAUAAUAUGCGUUCUUCCUGGCUCGGGGAACUUUUCAGCCAAGCGGACAGUAACAACAGUCAACAGAUAACAAUAUGCGCUGCUGUGCAGCUGGUCAAAAAGUUGAACCCGGGACUUAAAAACGUAAAAAUCGAGCUGAAGUUCAAAGAGCUUCACAAAGUUAAGGACAAGGUUGGCUCUCUGGUGACGAAAGACGAGUUCAUCGAGGUCUUUCAUGAUCUAUGUACCAGGCCAGAAAUUUAUUUUCUCUUUGUCCAGUUCUCUAGCAACAAGGAAUUUCUGGACACAAAGGACUUGAUGAUAUUCCUGGAAGCUGAGCAGGGCAUGGCGCAAGUCAGCGAGGACACCAGUGUGGAAGUCAUCCAGAAGUAUGAACCGUCCAAGGAGGGUCGGCUCAGAGGCUGGCUCUCUCUGGAUGGCUUCACCAACUAUCUUCUGUCUGCAGAGUGCCACAUAUUUGACCCCGAGCACAAAACUGUGUGCCAGGACAUGACCCAGCCGUUGUCCCACUACUACAUCAACUCUUCUCACAACACGUACCUAAUAGAAGAUCAGUUCAGGGGCCCAUCUGACGUGACGGGGUAUAUCCGUGCUCUCAAGAUGGGCUGUCGCAGCGUGGAGCUGGACGUUUGGGACGGACCUGAGAACGAGCCCGUGAUUUACACUGGUCACACCAUGACCUCUCAGAUCGUCUUUCGGAGCGUCAUCGAUGUGGUCAACAAGUACGCUUUUGUGGCAUCAGACUUUCCGCUGAUCCUGUGUUUGGAAAACCACUGCUCAUUGAAGCAGCAGAAGGUAAUGUUUCAGCACCUCAAAAAGAUUCUAGGAGACAAGCUCAGCCUGGAUCCCCCUAAACCUGACGAUUGCUACCUCCCGUCCCCCUCAGAUCUGAAGGGAAUGAUCCUGCUUAAGGGCAAGAAACUCGGCACUAACUGCACUGGAUCUGAAGGUGAGGUGACAGACGAGGACGAGGGGGCGGAGAUGUCACAGAGAAUGAGCAUUGACUCACCCGAACAACAGAUGGUCACGCCCAAAAACUUCCAGCUGUCAAAGGACCUUUCAGACCUUGUUACCUUGUGCAAGUCCGUGGAGUUCAAGGACUUUCCGACGUCAUUCCAGAGCCAAAAGCAUUGGGAGCUCUGCUCCUUUAACGAAGUUUUUGCUAGCCGCUGCGCAAGCGACUUUCCUGGCGAAUUUGUUAACUACAACAAGAAGUUUCUGGCACGUGUUUACCCCAGUCCUAUGCGGAUUGACUCCAGCAACAUGAACCCGCAAGACUUCUGGAAAUGCGGUUGCCAGAUCGUGGCAAUGAACUACCAGACUCCCGGUCUUAUGAUGGAUUUGAACAUUGGCUGGUUCCGUCAGAACGGGAAUUGCGGUUACGUCCUGCGACCUGCCAUCAUGCGAGAGCAGGUGUCUUAUUUCAGUGCCAACACAAAAGAUUCAGUGCCUGGUGUAUCUCCCCAACUCUUACAUAUUAAAAUAAUCAGCGGACAAAAUUUCCCGAAGCCCAAAGGCUCGGGUGCCAAGGGAGACGUGGUCGACCCUUACGUUUACGUGGAAAUCCAUGGCAUUCCCGCCGACUGUGCUGAGCAAAGGACUAAGACGGUCAAUCAGAAUGGGGACAACCCGCUGUUUGACGAAAGCUUUGAGUUCCAGAUCAACCUUCCUGAGCUUGCCAUGGUGCGCUUCGUGGUGCUGGACGAUGACUAUAUUGGCGAUGAGUUCAUCGGCCAGUACACCAUCCCCUUCGAAUGCCUGCAGCCGGGUUUCCGCCACGUCCCGCUGCAGUCGCUCACUGGCGAGGUCCUGCCGCACACCCUGCUUUUUGUUCAUGUAGCCAUCACGAACCGGAGAGGCGGCGGAAAGCCCCACAAGCGAGGCCUGUCUGUGCGCAAGGGCAAGAGGAGCAGGGAGUAUGCCAGCAUGAGGGUGUUGCUUGUCAAGGCCCUGGACGAUGUUUUCAAGACAGCCAUGUUACCGCUGAGAGAGGCCACAGACCUCAGAGAAAAUAUGCAGAAUGCCAUUGUGUCCUUUAAAGAGCUGUGUGGCCUUUCUGCCGUGGCCAAUCUCAAGCAGUGCAUUCUGGCCCUCUCCCCUCGACUUAGCGCACCAGACAGUGGGCCUCUUUUGCUCUUCAACCUGGCUGACCACUAUCCUGUCAUGGAGCCCCAAGGUCUGCUGCCAGAGGUCCUCAAGAAAGUGGUCACGACCUAUGACUUGGUGAUCCAGACCAGCAAGACUCUCCUGGAGAACUCCGACGGGAUCUACGAGAGGAUCCUGCAGACCCAAAAAUCUGCCAUGCAAUUCCAUCAGAAUCUCCACGAUUUGGCAGUGAAGGAAGGUCUGAAGGGCCGCAAGCUUCACAAGGCGGUGGAGAGCUUCACGUGGAACAUCACCAUUCUCAAGGGUCAGGCAGACCUCCUGAAACACGCCCGGAGCGAAGUGCAGGAGAACUUGAAGCAGAUCCAUUACGCUGCGUUGACGUGCGACCUAGGUAAAGGCAGACCGCCGGGCGGAUCGUCCGACUCCAAAAGCAGCCACCGCAGCCUGGAGGCCAUUCCCGAGAAGGCCACGGGCGAGGACGAGCUCACAGAUGACGAUGACGAAGACGACAACUGA